Molecule: messenger RNA, 1857 nt
Organism: Fomitopsis serialis
Lineage: Eukaryota; Fungi; Basidiomycota; Agaricomycetes; Polyporales; Fomitopsidaceae
Product: pheromone A receptor-domain-containing protein
Exons: 5
Coding region: 82-1575 (497 amino acids)
Biological process (GO): G protein-coupled receptor signaling pathway
Cellular component (GO): membrane
Molecular function (GO): mating-type a-factor pheromone receptor activity
Source: RefSeq, a predicted model, not a curated record
CUCGUUACAGCGUCAACAUGCGUCCAUUUAUUGCGCGACCAUGCCAGGCGUUGACACAGCGAAGGCACAGUCCUCUCCGCUAUGCCUGCAACACUGUCUGCUGGCGCUUUCAUUGCCGCAAUCCUGGUCUUGAUACCCUCGCCGGCGCACUGGCGUGCACGGAACGUCGCUAUCCUGUCCCUCAUUGCCUGGCUAGUUGUGGUCGACCUCAUUUAUGGCGUGAACACCAUAGUGUGGUCUGGUAACGUCGAGGUUCGUUUGGUCGUCUGGUGCGACAUUACGACAAAGAUUAUUAUUGGAGCCUCCUCUGCGCUGCCUGCGGCGGCGAUGUGCAUUUGCAAGCAUCUCGAGCUAGUCGCGUCCGGGCGGGCGGUGCGCUUGACUCGCGAGGAUCAGCGGCGGAGGAUGUGCUUCGAGUUUGCGAUGUGUUUCGGGGCACCGGUGGUGCUCAUGGCUCUGCACUAUAUCGUCCAGGGCCAUCGUUUCGACAUUGUCGAAGACAUCGGCUGCCAGGCGGCCACCUACUACUCCAUCCCAGCGGUAUUCAUCGUCUGGUUCCCACCUCUGCUCUUCGCGACGAUUACGUUUAUUUACGCGGGCCUCGCCCUUAAUCACUUUUUCAGACAACGGCUCAACUUUGCCACCCACCUCCGGAGCUGCGACUCCGCCCUCACCACCAGCCGGUACCUCCGGCUCAUCGCCAUAUCCAUCACGGAGAUGCUCUGGGGCGCGUCCCUCACCGCGCUCGCGAUGUACGACAACAUCGCGCCCGGGCUCUACCCCUACACCAGCUGGGCGUCCGUGCACUCCUCCUUCUCGCGCAUCGGGCAGUACACCCUCGUCGAGUUCUCGCCGCGCGCCCGGGGGCAGGCCUUCCUGUUCGUCUGGGCCGUCCCCGCCUCCUCCUUCAUCUUCUUCGUGUUCUUCGGCUUCGGCGAGGAGGCGGUCAAGGACUACCGCAGGGCGCUCUCUUGGGUCGCGCGCAAGGUCGUUCGGCUCCCCGCCAAACACGACAAAACCAAGCUGCCGCUGCUCCCGAUGGGCCGGCCCUCCCUGAGCACGACCAAGUUCUCGUCCUCCUUCCGGCCCUCGUCCUCGUUCGACUUCAGCGACGGCAAGGCGCUCCCCGCGUACUACGCCCCGCGCGACGCGUCCCUCGACAUCGAGGACUACGUGCGUCCCUCCCGCUCCCCGCGCUCCCCGUCGUUCCCCGCAAAGGCGGAGGUCGGCGCGUACCCCGCCCACCGCGCCUCGAUCAUGCUCAGCGACGCGGAGCUCGACGCCCUCCUCGCGCGGUGCCCGUCCAUCCGCUCCAGCGUGCCCUCGCCGGGCUCGCCUACCGAGCUCGGCCACCGCAUCGAGGUCGCCGACGCUCACCCCGCUGAGCGGCCCGUCUCCACGCACGCGGCCCACAGCUCGCCCAUCGCGGCGCCCUCGCCGGCGUACCACUACCGCUCCCCCAGCUCGCCGGGCGGCCACUCCCACCGCGCCCAGGCCUCGGCGGCGGCGCCAUGCCCCGUCAACUUGAACGUAGGGCAAGUACUACUCCUCGUCAACACCGAACGCGCCGCUUGACUUACGCUUACCAUUUGAAUGAUGACCCGGACGUUCGGGGCUCAACGGGGCUGAACGCGUUGCAGCCUUGCAGAUAUGUACCUCUAGCCACGGUGUCUACUGCUGUAUCCCUACUGGACUGGACGCGGACGACGCGGUGUCGUCCGCCGCGCUUGGUCUUUGACUCACUCGUACAAUAAGUCCCCGUCGCGUAUUUACUACUCUUGCUGCUUGAUGAAGUGCUGAUCUCUGUGUACUCAGUACUCGUUCGGAAUGACAUAAUGCCAGUACAAAGCUCGUCCU